GCUGCUCUUUGAUGGUCCUGAUGCUGCAGGUGUAUUUAAAGCGUGAGUGAGCAUCAGUCAUUCAGUGUGUCGAGAUGUCUGAAUCUCUGUUGCCCGCGUGCAUCCUCUGUCUGCUCGCGCUCUCAUCAGCCUGCUACAUCCAGAACUGUCCGCGCGGUGGGAAGAGAUCUCAGCCAGACACCAGCAGACAGUGUGUGUCGUGUGGUCCUGGGAAUGCGGGCCGUUGUUUUGGUCCCAGUAUCUGCUGUGGAGCAGCUCUGGGUUGUCUCAUGGGUUCUCCAGAGACGAUGAGCUGCAUGGAGGAGAAUCAUCUGUCGAGUCCCUGUGAGACCGGAGGGAGACCGUGUGGAGCUGAAGGACGCUGCGCUGCUCCUGGAGUCUGUUGUGACUCAGUGAGUUGUGUUACGGACUCCGAGUGUUUGGACGACGUCAUGCUCGAUCGCAGCAGACUCAAGAGUGUGUCAGGAGAAAUACUGCUGCGGUUGUUAAAUCUGGCCUGAAGAGGUCACAGAGAUGAUGAUGAUCGUCUCACAGAACACAUCUGCGUCUCCAGCGUGUACAUAUGUAGUAAAUGGACAAAUGGGAAUCUGGUUUGUUUCUGCAGAUUGUUUGUUAUUCUUAGAGAGUUUCCGUUUGCCUCUAUUGUCCCAAAAGCUGUUCCACUUGUUGCUGCUUUUGUAUUGAUACAAUGCAAAAGAUUCCCGAGAGCAAUUGCCCAUAAGACAGUUCAUGUUGAGUCAAUAUCAGCCCGUAUCUCUCUCAGGGCAAAGGAUCCUGCCUGUCCGGUUUGAAAAACUACUCUUCAAUGGCUUAAAGGUGCACUCUGUCAUUCUUCCCCCAUUAAAAAAAACAAACAUUUUACUUCUAAAGACAUUAAAGGUCAUUUUGAAACAUGUAUAAAAUCUCCAGUCUAAAAACUCCAGUCAUAUCAGCUGUUUUAUUGUACAUGGGGCAGGGGUGCCCUCAUGGGGGCGGCCAUGUUGGAAUCACAUGACCAGCUGAAUACUACUCACUUAAUCUCAGUAACCGUCUCGUUAUUGGACACUUUCUCUCUUAUUGAGAAAUUUAUACAACGUCAUCUGUGACUGAAAACGAUUGAUUUUCACUGAUGCAGCAUCCACACCACUAGGUGUCACUGUAAGUACAA
Messenger RNA from Xyrauchen texanus (razorback sucker), 1147 nucleotides. It is a transcript of the gene avp, whose product is annotated as arginine vasopressin. The transcript has 3 exons. The record is from RefSeq and is a predicted model, not a curated record. NCBI's taxonomy places the organism in Eukaryota, Metazoa, Chordata, Actinopteri, Cypriniformes, Catostomidae. Gene Ontology annotation, molecular function: neurohypophyseal hormone activity. The coding region runs from base 75 to 500 and encodes 141 amino acids. Gene Ontology annotation, cellular component: secretory granule; extracellular region.